AUGAGAGCAAAUUGUUCCAGCGGCUCGGCCUGCCCGGCCAACAGUUCGGCGGAGGAGCUGCCAGAGGGGCUGAAGGCGUACGGGAACCUGGAAGUCGUGUUCACAGUGGUGUCCGCCCUGAUGAUCGGCCUACUGAUGUUCUCCUUGGGAUGCUCUGUGGAGGUCCAGAAGCUCUGGGGACACAUCAGGAGACCCUGGGGCAUCGCUGUGGGACUGCUCUGCCAGUUUGGGCUCAUGCCCCUUAUCGCCUACCUCCUGAUCAUCAGCUUCUCUCUGAAGCCCCUCCAAGCUAUGGCUGUCCUCAUCAUGGGGUGUUGCCCAGGGGGAACCGUCUCAAACAUUUUCACCUUCUGGGUGGAUGGAGAUAUGGAUCUCAGCAUCAGUAUGACAACCUGUUCCACAGUGGCUGCCCUGGGAAUGAUGCCACUCUGCCUUUAUCUCUACACCUUGCCCUGGAAUCUUGAACAGAAUCUCACCAUUCCGUAUCAGAACAUAGGAAUCACCCUUGUGUGCCUGAUCAUUCCUGUGGCCUUUGGUAUCUAUGUGAAUUAUAGGUGGCCAAAACAAUCCAAAAUUAUUCUUAAGAUCGGGGCCAUUGCUGGCGGACUCCUCUUUUUGGUCAUCGCAGUGGCUGGUAUGGUGCUGAUGAAAGGAUCUUGGAAUUCAGACAUCAUUCUUCUGAUGAUCAGUUUCAUCUUUCCUUUGAUUGGCCAUGUCAUAGGCUUUCUCCUGGCACUUCUUACCCACCAAUCUUGGCAGAGGUGCAGGACAAUUUCCUUAGAAACUGGGACUCAGAAUGUUCAGAUGUGCUUCACCAUGCUGCAGUUAUCCUUCACUGCCGAGCAACUGGUCCAGAUUCUUAACUUCACAUUGGCCUAUGGACUGUUCCAGGUGCUGGAUGGGUUUCUCAUGGUGGCUGCAUAUAAGAUGUACAAGAGGAGAUUGAAGAACAAACAUGGAAACGAGAAGCCAGGUUGUCAAGCCCGCCAUAGGAAGAAAUCCACUUCUCCCAAAGAGGCCAUUGCUUUCUUGGAGGUGAAUGAAGAAGCCACUCUGAGUCCUGGGCCAUCAGGACCCAAGGAUCUCCAUGGGGCUCCCACGCCAACUGAUGACAUCUCACGUGCCAAUGAAGCGUGAUCCCCAUCGUUACAUGAAGUCGUCAAGCUGUGAAUUUUAAUCUCACAAGAGUUAGGACUCUGGGUAGAGGAGAUGGCACCUCACACUGCAGGGCAAGGACAGUCUGGACCCACUUGAUUUCUUGACUUUGGGCAAGUGCUUUGGGGUAGUGGGGAGAAAGCAUACAACUCUUGUAAAAAUGGGGUCUUUUCUCAAAUGAAGAUUGGUCUUUAAGGGCUUGAAAAUCUUCUUAGAUUUAUAGAUGUAACACAAGGGAUUACAUUACAUUCCCUAGAGGGAAUCUAAUGAACCCUUGAAGGUAAUAUUUUUACUCCCUAGAGACAGGCACAUUUAUUCUUCUCAUAUGUAGAUUUGAGUUAUAUAAUUUAAAAAGUGCAUUCCAUGUAUACUGUUUCAUAAAUCACUAAAUGAUUAAUCACUGACUCAAUGGACACGAGUUUGAGCAAACUCCAGGAGACGGUGACGGACAGGGGAGCCUGGGGUGCUGCAGCCCAUGGGAUUGCAGAGUUGGACAUGACUUCGCGACUGAACAACAAAAACCAACAAUAUAUUACAGAGCAUCUUUACAUGUCAGUCUGUGUUGACCUACCUCAUUCUUCAGAACAGUGGCUUCAUAAAAGUAUUCCAGUGUAUGGAAGGACUGUAAUUCAUUUCACCAUUUCUUACUCAAGGACAUUUAGAUAGCUUUCAACUUCUGGGUCUUACAGUGCUGUUACAAACACCUGUGCCUCCGUGCCAGUGUUUCUGUAGGAUCCUUCUCUAGACUUGAAUUGCCAGGCUGAUUGCACAUUAAAAUGCUGGGCAGAGAGCUCUCUGGAACGUUGUACAGCAGAGCCUGAGAGUGUCUGACUUCCCACAGCCACAUUCAUCUUAAGAGUGAUCGUUCUGCUUUGUGAAAAUAUCUCAUUUAAAAUUGCAUUGUUAAAAUUGAGUGAAGCAGAGUAUUUUUCAUGAGUGCGUGUUCAUGUCCUUUGCCCGCUUUUCUAUUGUAUUUUUUCCUUUUUGAUUGAUAAAUUUUAACACAUGCUGGACAGUGACUCUUUGCUCUAUGUUUUGUCAAUAUUUUACCUCUCUUGUCUCUUAGUUUUGUAUAAUGUCUUUUGCUGUAUGGAAGUUUCACAUGUUCAACUUUAUUAGUCUUUCAAAAUUGUUUUUUGACCUUAAUAUCUAUCAAAUGUUAGAAUAUUUAUAUCUUUGUGUGGAUCAUGAAUUGUAAAAGGACCCCUUUUUCGUGAAUGUAUGUGGACCCUUUUCAGGGAGUUCUUUUUGGGGUCAACAUAUUUACUAGCUGCCGUGUAUACUGUCUGGCAGGAGAUAAAACCCAUCCUUCUCCUCUAACAUUAUCAAAAUAUUUCCUAUAUUUUCUAUUACUUUGAUCGACUAAAUAUGUACAUAUUUAUUCUAUUUUGAAUUUAUUUUUUCUAUGCUCUGUUAAAAAUCUAAUUAAUUGUCCUAACAUCAUAUACUGUAUCAGUCAUCUUUUCUCUACUGAUAUGAAAUACCACUUGUAUCAUGUAACUUUCUAUUACUGUGUUUUAUUGGGCUCUGUUUGGUUCCAUUUUUAAAUUAUUUGUAAAUUGUGAAAUGUGUAAAAGCAUAUUGUCUGA
Molecule: messenger RNA, 2744 nt
Organism: Cervus elaphus (red deer)
Lineage: Eukaryota; Metazoa; Chordata; Mammalia; Artiodactyla; Cervidae
Gene: SLC10A6
Product: solute carrier family 10 member 6
Exons: 7
Coding region: 1-1137 (378 amino acids)
Biological process (GO): bile acid and bile salt transport
Cellular component (GO): membrane
Molecular function (GO): bile acid:sodium symporter activity
Source: RefSeq, a predicted model, not a curated record